AUGAUCUCAGAGUACGCGCUCGGCAUACCCGGGCAACGUUCGGAACAACCUAGUGCAGCCAGUAUGGGAAGUGCCUCUCAUCCCCCGGGGUAUCCUCAACGUCGCGAUGAAGAGCAAACUGGCGCUGAAAUCGCCACCAAAGUUCUGGGGAGAAAUAGCAAACCCGGCCAAGCACCAUUCUACACUGGGGAUUCUCCUGGGUUUGGUGGCGUAUUUGAUAUAUGCUCGUCUCCCCGGCAGCCUGUACAAAGGCACAUCCUACUGACCUCCAAAACAUCAACAUUCUUGUCUCCCGAAGACAAAGAAUAUUUGCAGUACAAGGGUGUCUUCAGCUUGCCUCAGAGGGAAACUUGCAAUGAGCUUCUACGGGCAUACUUUCAUCAUGUGCAUCCUCUUACCCCGGUGGUAGAUGCAACCACACUUCCACAUUUGUACCCAACCGGAGAUAACCAACAACAUAAUUUGCUGCUCAUAUGGAGCAUCUUCUUUGUGGCGGCAAAUGUGAAGCCAAUAUCUUUCCCGUAUAUUUCGACCGAUACUUGGAGAAUGGAAGGGUUUUCAUCUAGGAAAGAUAUGAAAGACUCCAUGUAUUCCCGUGCAAAGUGUCUGCAUUAUAUUGGUGGUGAAACAGAUCAAACAGUUCUCCUACAAUCGGCACUUCUCUUGGGAUUUUAUCACUCUGAGGCUGAUACUCACACACAGCCAUGGCAUUGGCUUGGGGUAGCAAUUAGACUGCAUCGUUGUUCUAGUGCAGUGUGUGCUACUUCGCCUAUCCCCGAGCAGCAGCAGCGUCUGUGGCGUCGUCUUUGGUGGACCUGUGUUUUUCGAGAUCGAUGGCUUAGUCUGACAAUGGGCCGCCCAUUGAGGAUCCACAUGAAUGACUGCAAUACGAUGAUGCCUUCCGCAGAUGAUAUGCUAAGUGAUUUUGUCGAAUUACCUGAAUCAAUGUCUGCAGCAUACAUCCCGAAGGACUUGCCGCAGUUGGCAGAUUAUUGGGUUACAAUGAUCCAACUCACUCAGCUUUUGGGGGAGGCCCUCACCCUGAGCUACCAGCCUUUUGGACCCAGUCCGUCUUUUCAGCAAGUUGAAGAACUUGAGCGAAAGGUCUUACUUUUCCAGCUCCCAGAGAACCACGAUACAGUGUCAAAUCCGCUGUCAACCUUUUACUUGCAUCACCUUCAACUUCAUUACCAAGCAUUCCUUAUCACAUUCUACCGCCCGUUCAUUACGAAAACGCCAGAAGGCCUACCAAGAUCCCACCAGAACUCAUGGCAGACCCACGUCCGAAAUUCAAUUGACACAGCUGCGCUCCAGACAAAUGCCGUACUCGACAGUCUAGUGCGCGACAAGUUGCUCGAAUUUUCGGGUCCCAUGACGCCGCCGCUAUUAGUGCCAGCCAUGCACGUCCACCUACUCAACUGCAAAUCGCCCGAUCCACUUUCUCGACGCCUAGGUCUCAACAAACUGGAACUAUGUAUGAUGGUUCUGGAACAAAUGCAACACACCCACCCAUCCUCUUCAGUAUUCCGAGGUAUCUUCCUAGAAGCUAUCCACUACAUAUUCCCCAGUUAUGUGGCCCAAUCUACAAUACCUGACCUAGCUACCUCGGAAUCGUCGCUGCUACAGGAUAUUUCUGCGGAGGACCCCAUGGCUGGAAUAACAAUCGGCGAGGAUGCCAUUGAUGCGCUGAUGGACGAAGUUUCGAUUUUCAAUUUCUGGGAAUCGCUCAACAAUAUGCAGCAAUAG
Molecule: messenger RNA, 1746 nt
Organism: Penicillium soppii
Lineage: Eukaryota; Fungi; Ascomycota; Eurotiomycetes; Eurotiales; Aspergillaceae
Product: fungal specific transcription factor domain-containing protein
Exons: 8
Coding region: 1-1746 (581 amino acids)
Biological process (GO): DNA-templated transcription
Molecular function (GO): DNA binding; zinc ion binding
Source: RefSeq, a predicted model, not a curated record